Molecule: messenger RNA, 912 nt
Organism: Cadophora gregata
Lineage: Eukaryota; Fungi; Ascomycota; Leotiomycetes; Helotiales; Ploettnerulaceae
Exons: 5
Coding region: 1-912 (303 amino acids)
Molecular function (GO): ATP-dependent protein folding chaperone; ATP binding
Source: RefSeq, a predicted model, not a curated record
AUGACAGGCCAAGGCAUGAUGAGACUUCCAAGAUUCCGCACAGCACCGGAGGUAUGUGAGGACUUCCUUCGUGGCGUGUACGAGUAUGUAUCUGCAAAGCUGCGUCGCCAGAUGACCGAUGUAGUCUACGAUAAUACACCAAUGGAGUGCUGGGUGACUUUACCUGCGAUAUGGUCUGAAGAAGCAAAAGUUGCAACUUUGCAAGCUGCCAAGAAAGCGGGAUUUUCAAACCGUUCUGGAGAUGAGAUUUUCACAAUUGCAGAACCAGAAGCUGCCGCUAUUGCCACGCUGAAGAUGUACUCUCAUACCGAUUCAUUAAACAAGAUCAAGCCAGGGGAAAAUAUCCUCAUUUGCGAUUGUGGUGGUGGAACGGUCGACAUCACAACGUAUACAAUUGUGGAGGUUGAGCCGCGUUUAGAAUUUGAUGAGCUUUAUGUAGGAGUGGGUGGUAAGUGUGGCUCGACAUAUAUCGACCGGAAUCUGCACGCCUUUCUUUCCAAGCGAUUCGGUAGAGCCUUUGAUGAAGUCCCGGAUGCGCAGAAAGGUCCAGGGAGCAAAUUCAUGACAUGUUUUGAAAUGUACAAGCGUGACUUCGGUAGGAACGAAGAGCAAGAUGUGGUGGAACUGAGCCCACUAAGACUCGAAACGGAAGACUCAUUCUUCUAUGAUGAGGAAGAGCGAAUGGUGACACUUACUCACGAAGAGAUGCAGGGUUUGUUUGACCCGGUUAUUGACCAAAUUGUAAAUUUGGUGGAGCAACAAGUGAAAGAGGCGAAGGAGAACCGGAAGAAAGCGAUUGAUCGCAUUGUUCUUGUGGGCGGAUUCGGCGAGUCACCAUACCUCAAUAAGGUCCUGAAGGAAUGGUGUCAACAACAUGGAAAAAUUACCUUGCUAUGCCCAGAGCACCCAUAA